AUGUGCAGUUCUAACUGUUGCUUCUUGACCUGCAUACAGAUUUGUCAGAAGGCGGGUCAGGUGGUCUGGCAUUUACAUCUCUUGAAGAAUUUUCCACAGUUUGCUGUGAUCCACACAGUCAAAGGCUUUAGCAUAGUCAGUGAAGCAGAAGUAGAUGUUUUUCUAGAAUUCCCUUGCUUUUUCAAUGAUCCAACGGAUGUUGGCAAUUUGAUCUCUUGUUCCUCUGUCUUUUGUAAAUCCAGGCUGUACUUCUGGAAGGCCUUGGUUCACAUACUGUUGCAGCCUAGUUUGAAGGAUUUUAAGAAUUAUCUUGCUAGCAUGUGA
Messenger RNA from Rangifer tarandus platyrhynchus (Svalbard reindeer), 324 nucleotides. NCBI's taxonomy places the organism in Eukaryota, Metazoa, Chordata, Mammalia, Artiodactyla, Cervidae. The record is from the annotation of a GenBank genome assembly.